Messenger RNA from Phacochoerus africanus (Common warthog), 1416 nucleotides. RefSeq names its product MAPK regulated corepressor interacting protein 2 (gene MCRIP2). NCBI's taxonomy places the organism in Eukaryota, Metazoa, Chordata, Mammalia, Artiodactyla, Suidae. Bases 689 to 1363 code for a protein of 224 amino acids. The transcript has 5 exons. The record is from RefSeq and is a predicted model, not a curated record.
UGGGGCGGGCCCGGCCUGAAGGAACUGAGCUUGCGCGACUCCAGGGUCUGUGACGCUAAAGUGACCCGCGCGCGCCCAGGGUUUUUCGCCGAUGCUGCGAGGGGCCGGCGACCUCUGAGUUAAGUGGGCGGCCGACUUGUUGUGUCCAAAGAUGCUUCGCUGCUCGGCUUCUCGGGGCCCAGGUCUCAAGCAGGCUGUUGACAGGCGGAAGGCCAUGCCCCGCCGUCCGCGUAGCUCCUCUCCCUUGCUGGGCGUUUUUUCUCGCGCGAGACCCCCGCCUCGCCGCAGCCGACGUCGCUCCGGCGAGCGCUCUGUGGACGGCCCCCGGGAUGGGCCGUGAGCCUCGGGUUGCUGUCAGGGGGGCGUGCAGGGUGGCGGCAGGGGCCUGUGAGCGUGGUCCGACCGGGAGAAGGAUCUUGCAGCUCAGGGAGGUGGCGCGCUGUGGGGGUGGCCGGUCUGGACGCACCUCCGGGGACGGUUCCGCCCAGUGGGCGGGCCUCCAGGCCUCCGGACCGCGCCUUUGGCCUUUCUCCUUAAGGCCCUUCUUCCGGCUUUCCCGCUUCAGGACCCUGAGCUCUCAGGACCCUUUCCUCACCCUCCGCCUCGCCUCCCGUGUGUUGGCCGAGCAUCUUCUCUGUCUCCAGGUGGAGACGAGGUAUCCCUCGGUGUGACUCCCUGCCCACUGCUGAUGACCCGUGGUCACCGGAGGCCUCAGCACCCAGGUCCCCCAGCCCUCCUCGCCCCUCAGGAGGCACCAGAUUUCCUGGGGGCUUCACAUGGCACUCUUGGGCAUGGGCCACGCUGUGAUACUGUCAUAGAAUACGAAUUAGCUAUUCGGCCUUUGUCCUGGCUCCUGGGACAGCGCUUCGAAAACUCUGGAGACUUUCCGAGUGAUGAGAUUGAGAGGAGCAGAGUUCCUGUCUUGCUCACCCUGGACCUCAGGUGGCCCUCUGCCUGCCACCCUCGUCACCCUGGAGGCAUCACUCUGGACUGGACGCUGUGUGACCUGACGCCCACCUUCCACACUCACGGAGCUCAGAGCCUGGGACGGGAGCAGCUGGACACGGCCGAGGGGUCCCACGCAGCAGCAGGUGGAGAGCCGGCUCGGCGAGCUCCUGAAAUGCCGGCAACCCGCGCCCCCGACCCCGCAGCCCCCACGGACGCAGCCUCCAGGACCCUGGCCCCUGUCAAGUGCCCCUCUCAACCGAGGAGGAACCCCGAGCGGCGGUGGGCGCCUGAGCCCAGGAUGACGAGCAGGCCGGCGGGACCGCGAGUGCCUGGCGGAGGGGCACGUGCAGCCCAGGACUCCCGGCUCCCUCCUCCUGCUGUAGUCCAGGGCCGAGGCUCGUGUUCAAUCGGGUGAAUGGCCGGCGGCCCCCUGCCACAUCCCCAUCCCUCGAGGGAUCCCAAGAGACC